GGCGGUGAAGAAGAAGGUGGCGGCCCAGCUCAGCGUGGAGCUGGGCCUCGGCAGCUGCCUCCUGAGCUGUUUGGUGCACCAGCGGAAGAAGCUGCUGCAGAAUCUCCACUGUGACAAAGACUUCAACCACAUCUUCCUCGUUCCGGAGCCUGCGGAAGACAACCCGCUGGGGGCCUGCAACAACGACAUGGGGGAGACGCUGGAGGUGGACUUUAUGGAGGUGUUCGCAGCGGAAGAGAACUUUGUGGACGUGACCAUGGGCUUCUACGGGGUCGCCGAGCGGCUUGAGCUCAACGGGGUGCCGGGGGUAGUGGCACCACCACCCAAGCGCUUGGAGAUGGUGGAUCCCUCCUUCUGGAAUCUUGGCACUCCGGAGGAGUAUAUCUGCCGGACCAUUUGCUUUCCUGCUGGAUCGCAAACGUCCGGGAAGUUCUACUAUGAGGUGGAGCUUCUCCUCACCUGCGACUCGCAGGAGCCGGAGUUGUGGGUGGGCUGGGCGUCCCAACAGUUUUUGGCGAGCAACACGCACGACCGCCUGCAGGGCUCCUUCAGGACGGACUUCUGCGAGUUCUUCGAACAUGGCGAGCCGACACAGAGUUUCGGCGACUUGUCCCUCACCUACGAGGCGGGUGACACCAUCUGCGUGGCCUUGGACCUGGACGAGAAGACGGCCUGCGUCGCGGUGAAGAAUCUGACGGAGGAGCAGGCGCCCGUGUCGUUUCCGUUGGACACUGGCGGCGUGCCGGUCUUCCCGGCAGUUUGGGCCGAUGGCAGUGUGAGACUCGUGCUGCGUGCCAGCGAGUGGCGCUUCAAGGAGGUCACCGGCGACUUUCGCCCCUUCCUGGAGGAGGACACGGAGCUGAGCUCGGAUCAGAAGCAGCUGGUGCAUUUCCAGCACGUGCCGGUGACCUCUUCCUGCUGCAACCCGCUGAAGCUUGAGCUCACAGGCC
Effrenium voratum is the source of this 950-nucleotide messenger RNA. The record is from the annotation of a GenBank genome assembly. Lineage: Eukaryota; Dinophyceae; Suessiales; Symbiodiniaceae.